This is a messenger RNA of Opisthorchis viverrini, 2996 nucleotides long. RefSeq lists its product as hypothetical. Gene Ontology annotation, biological process: mRNA cis splicing, via spliceosome. The transcript has 11 exons. Gene Ontology annotation, molecular function: protein binding. NCBI's taxonomy places the organism in Eukaryota, Metazoa, Platyhelminthes, Trematoda, Opisthorchiida, Opisthorchiidae. The record is from RefSeq and is a predicted model, not a curated record. Gene Ontology annotation, cellular component: spliceosomal complex; cytoplasm. The coding region runs from base 1 to 2904 and encodes 967 amino acids.
AUGACCGAACUUGGACGUCAGGCAAUGGAUAUCGAUGAGCGGGAGACUAUACAGCAGCUGCUUGCCGAGCGAUAUAGGGAUUUUCUACAACUGACUGAGGAGGACCGCAAGCGUUACACGGUGUUAUCGAAAAAGAUAACUGAUGCCCUCCAGGCGGAUAAUCCUUCUGCGCUAAAGUUUAUUAUAUCCCAACACAUUCACGAAAAUCCUGAGAAACUCAUUCGAAUGAAGUUGCCCUCGCUCCCCAUGCCUCCAAGUGAGGAACUGAUGGUACGCAAUGCAAUGGACAGUUGUCUAUUCAAGGCUGCGAUCAGUUGUUUGGGUGGGUUUGUUUUGGGUGGUGUGUUUGGUCUCUUUUCCGCCAGUGUGGAUCCGAUGAGUACCGUUCAUGGCGCGGAAACCCCAACCACUCGCCAGGUGGCCAGAGAAAUGUAUUCGCGUUCCUUAUCUCAUGCAAAAAGUUUCGCCAUGAUCGGAGCCAUGUUUGCUGGAACAGAAUGUAUUUUGGAAAGUAUGGUUGGAACGCAUUCACCUGAGGACCGUACUCGUCCUACUGACAGAUAUUCCAGUCAUAGAGCCACUGACCGCUCAGAGAGACGUUCACAUGACAAUUCGCCUGUUAGCAUUCUUGAUUCGGAGUGCAGAGACAGAAAACACAAAUCUUCACACCACCAUCGCUCAAAGCAUGACACUCCGAAACGUCAUCGGUCUGACAGAGAUAGUUCCCACAAGGUGCGUUCCGGCGUCGAAGAGCACCAUUCGAGAAAAAAGAAGAAAAAACAUACGCGGUCGAACAGCAGUAAUAGUGGAUCAUCUAGCACGAGCAAUGGCGAAGAAGACUCUGGAAUUCGUUUGAAAGCACUGUCAGCCGGAGUUCCGCAACAGCUCAUGUCUCUUUCUGUGGAAGAGCUACAAAAACUCAUGGAAAAACGGAAACAACAAAAGGCACUGAUGAAAGUUCUAGAAACACCGGAAGAAAAGCGCGCUCGUCGGCUGGCGAAGAAAGAAGCCAAAGAACGAUGGAGGCGGGAGCGCAUGGGUUGGGACAAAGAGUAUCUUGGUUACACAAACGAGGAUAACCCUUUUGGAGACCAUCGACUCUCGGAGUCGUUCGUAUGGAAACAAAAGCUUGAGGCAGAGGGGUUGACUCAUCUUUCAAAAGAAGAGAUUCAAGAGCUCCAAAAGAAGAAGAUGGAGGAAAACAAACUGGAGCUCGAGUCCGUACGCCGGCGUCGGGCUGAACGCGAGCGCGAACGAGAAGAGCGGGAGAAAGAGAUGGAAAUGAUGCAACGUGACAAGGAGGCCGAAUACUACAGAUCAUGGGGACAACAGGAGGAUACAUUUCAUUUAGAACAGGCUAAACUCCGUUCACGCAUUCGAAUAGCAGACGGACGCGCAAAACCGAUCGAUCUGUUAGCCAAGUACAUCGCGGACCAAGAGGAGGAUGCCAUGGCUUCGGCUGAGUUUACCGGAGUGAUCGAGCUGCUUGAACCUACUCAAUUUCUGGUAGGUUUGAGCGUUGAAGAUUUGGAAGAUCUGCUGGUUGAUAUCAAGGUAGUCUACAUGCAGCUGGAGAAAGGUCGUAAUGCGGAGUAUUGGCGUGACAUUACAACGGUGGCAGAAGACGAAUUGAACAAAUUGCGUCGUGCAGAAAAUGACAGUGCUGGCUUGUCCGCCGCAUACGGAGCUGAUAGUCGCGGUCGGAGUUCAGCCAGCAUAAGCCAGUCUGUGAUGCAAAGCGUAGCCGAAACACUAAAGGGAAAGACUUACAAUCAAUUGGCUGCCUUGGAACGGCAGAUUGAACCAAAACUAAAAGGAGGCGAAGGUGUUGACGUGACAUACUGGGAAACCCUAGCGCAGUUCGUCCGCGCCCAAAUGGCCCGGACUCGAUUGCGUGAUAUGCAUCAGGAGAAUCUACGGCGAAAACUGGAAUGUCUUCGCCAGUCCCAAGGAAUCGUACAAGAACCACUUUUCCCUAGUGGAACAGACCAGCCCAAACCGUCUACCUCACAAGUGGUACGCAGUGACGCCCAGCUUAUGCCUCCACCGGCAGUUGACAAAUUACGAGGCGAAGAGCCCGACGAACCCGAGGUUCUUUUUGGCUGGCGUUUUUCUGUGGGAUCCGAUUCUUGGUGCAGUUACGUUGCAUUCAUAUUUUCGUUCAAUAUUUCCCCUCAGGAUACCCAACCACAAAUAGAAGACCCACACAGCGCCGAAGCUAUCCGUGCUGCCCGUCAAGCCCAGUUGGAGGCGGCAGCUAUGGUUGAGGAGGAAAUGUACGAUGCCGCUUGUUACUCACCUCCUCGAGUGGACCCCACUGAGGUAGCGCUGGAUGCUGUUAUUUACAAUCCUGAGGAUGAUCGGGCGAAGAUCGACUACCAGCGUAAAGAAGUCCUACGAACAGGAGCUAUUCGCGCAUCGGAAGAGGAGGAGCUCAUGCGACGUGCUCGGGAAGGAAUGGAAGAUGGAGAAGACGCACAGUUCUCUGUUCAGAUCCCACUAGAAGACCAAUCUUUCCUGUGGUCUGAUAAAUACCGACCCCGAAAGCCCCGUUUCUUCAAUCGCGUGCACACGGGAUUUGUAUGGAACAAGUACAAUCAGACCCAUUAUGACUUGGACAACCCGCCUCCGAAAGUUGUCCAAGGCUACAAGUUCAACGUUUUCUAUCCGGACCUGAUUGAUAAGAGCAAAACCCCCACCUACACGCUUACCCCAUGCGAAGAUCCAUCGCAACGAGAUUUCGCUAUUUUGCGGUUCUCCGCAGGCCCUCCAUACGAAGAUAUCGCUUUCAAGAUAGUCAAUCGCGAAUGGGAGUACUCUUACAAACAUGGUUUUCGUUGUCAAUUCCAAAACAAUAUUUUCCAGCUAUGGUUCCAUUUCAAACGGUUUCGCUAUCGCCGAUGACACCAACGGUUGUUGUAUCUUCUUUCAAACCAGUUUGUGUCGUGCCAACCGGAUGGUGCGCUUUCGCGAAUUCUCGUGUGUAUAUAUUUUUC